GCAAAAACGAAAAUCAUUCCAAAAUAUAAAUAAUAAAUUACGAUGGCAGAGCAGGCGGACGAAUUAAUGCUUUUGGAACGAGUUUUUCUCAGAUUAGGCUCUGCUGAAACUGAUGAACAAUUACAAAAUGUUCUAUGUAAAUUUCUACCACCCGUUCUUCUUAAAUUAUCCUCUCCUCAGGAAGGUGUUCGAAAAAAGGUUAUGGAACUGUUGAUACAUGUAAAUAGACGGAUUAAAACAAGACCUUUGGUACAAUUACCAGUCGAGGCAUUACUCACUCAGUACCAAGACCCUGCCGCAACAUCUUUUGUAACUAACUUUACAAUAAUUUACAUAAAAACAGGGUACCCAAGACUACCUUUAGACAAACAGGCUGAACUAGUGCCAACCAUAUUAAACUCCUUGGAAAACAAACCUGCCCCCCACAUGGACAGUCUGUUGCUCCUCAUUAUACCACUACUAGGCAAAGUUAAAGUUCCCACAGACCCAGAGAAAAUAACAAGCUUAUUUGGUCUCAAUGAAAAACCCCAGAUUGUCAAGAACUUGCUUGAAAUGCUUCUAGAUGUGUUGCUGUUACCUUAUGGGGCUUUGAAUCCACAACCAGAUCCAGAGGAGGAAAAUUCCAAUGUCUCCUUGCCAGUACCACCAGGCAUGAGCGAAGUGUCAUACAAAAAGAUCACCCAGAACAACCCAAUUAAACCAGAACAAUUGGAAGAGAUGAAGUUGGGCAUAGUAAAGUUCUUGUCGCACGGCGUUUUCAACAAUGACGACAUAUUAAUUCACUUAAUCGUCGCUGCUGCCGACACCAGAUUCAGCGUCGCAAAUUUGGCGGAUAACGAGCUGAAGAAAGUCAUAGGUUCUGUUUCAGGCACAAAAUGUUCGCUGCAACUGCAAGUCUUGUUCCUGGGCAGUCAAGUCAAGACCAUAAAACCUGAGCAGAAAAAGUCACCAGCCAGUACCAGAAUCCGCCUGAAAAUCCUUACUUAUUUAUGUCGUUUCUCUGGCGAGAAUUUCUAUUUUGGGGGCUGUCUGCCGGUGGUAUUCGACUCGUUGUACGGCAAAAACACAAACUCACGCCUCAAAACUUUGGCCCUUAACUACACCCACAACAUCAUUAGAGAUGGUCCUGAGGACUUGAUGGGCCCAGUUGCACCAGUUCUCCUCUCUGGCUUGACGAAGCAAAUCAAGGAAGGUGAAGAAACCCAUCAGGGUCAGUCGUUUGUUUUGAUCGGUUUGCUGGCACAACGUUUUCCCAAAUCCGUUUACAACAACGUGGGGCUUUUGGAAAUGUUUUUCUCGAAUCUCGAAACCGCCAACCCGGAUCUCAGACUUUUGAUCAGAGAAGGUCUUCUUAAUCUGAUUGUCGCUUACAGAUAUGACGUAGGUCCGGUUGAGGACGACGGAAACAACAGGCUGGAUAUCAUUUUUGCGCUGAUUAAACACAAAUUGAAUGCCGAAGAGCCAAUGGUUAGGUUUGCGGGAGUUAAAACGCUUGCCACUAUUUUUCCACCCAACCAUGUGCCCUCAAAGUAUUUGCUUCUGUUGUCUACGGGUGAUAACAAAGACGACGUUUCGUCGGAAGCGUUUAAAGCGUUGUAUGGAACUGCUAGGAAGGUUGACAUAGAUGUGUCAAGGAAAACUGGAAAAGCCGUCCCUAUGCCGGAAUUUGCAGAAAUUGCCGCGUACGUUCAUUCUCAAGCGGACAACAAUUUAAAGGAAAAAGUUAAUUGUUUUAACGUUGGCAAUCACGUUUUGCCUUUUACACCUAAAACUUUUAACGAAGUUAUUCUGUAUAUGAGACUAUGCCUAUUGAGGGAUAUUGAAGUUCCGUUAACCAGAGAAGUUUUAAGACACCCCUGCGAAUAUUCCCCUAUAAUUGGCAAGCACUUAUUAACUUAUUAUAACAAAAAAGAUGAUUCAACUAGCCCUUUGCAACAGUACGCCAGUUUGGUGAGACAAUUCUUAAUUGCACAACCCAAUGUCGAUCCCUUGUGCUGUAUGAUAGAGCUAAUUGGUUGCCUGGCACCCCUUCACACCAUCCUCGCGAAAGACAUGCAGUGGUCCCGCGAUCUACUAGGCAACACUAAAGAAGAAAUUCGGGAACACGCCUCCCUCCUUCACGGCUUGAUGUUAAGCGAGACCCUUUCAGACGACGAAUUCGACAAAGCUCUUGCCAAUUUGAUACAACAAACCGAACAUAAAAUGUUAGAGACGCAACACGGCAACAUUUUGGCCCUUGGUGCCGCUUUAAACGCACGCCUCUUGAGUAAAAAACGUGAUGUCUGGCCUGUUUUGAAGGAGUGCGUAAAUGCUGUCGUGUCGUUCUUGAAGCACACAAACCCGCUGCUAAUAUCUGCCGCUUGCGGUAGCCUGGGUAACAUUGUAAGAGUUGUGGGUUUGCCUUUGGAGGAUGGAAAAUCUGACAAACUGGGGAGUCCGGACGCUAAACGGCCGGCUAACGAAAAAAUCACAAAAGUGGAUGUCGUACAGUUGUUGUCCGAAAUUACCAGCAACUCUAAACUGUCCACUAAAAUUAGGGAGAAGGCCGCUUUAUCUUUGGGAUUAUUGUGCGUGGGAGAGAGGUUCCCACACACCAGGGACAUUAUGCAAGGUUUUAUUAACAAGGCACGCGACACCAAGGAUGUGGAAGUUCACUUCACCAUCGGCGAGUCGUUGGUGAUGUGUUGCCAGAGCAUCUGGUCCACUGAGGCUAGAAACCCGUGGAACACUUUACCCGAUGAUUAUUUGCCCCAAACGAGCGAGCCUUUGCCCGACGACAAUUUGGAAUGGUUGCUGGACGAGUUGUUGCGUCUGGCCACCCAAACCCAUCCCAAUUCCAAACAGGCUUCCUGCAUUUGGUUGCUGGCCGUCGUGAAAAAGUGUGGCGAACGCCAACCAAUCAAACAACGAUUGCAGCUCAUCCAACGCUCGUUUAUGAACUUCCUCUGUGAAAACAAUGAUAUUGUCCAAGACACUGCAUCGAAAGGUCUGUGCGUUGUGUAUGAGACGUACAAAGACCAGGAAUUGCUUGCGGCCUUAGUUAAACAGUUGACUUCCGGCACCAUGAACGUGGCAAAGGUCACAAGUGAUACGAAAAUCUUCGAGGAAGGCCAACUCGGUUCAACACCUACAGGGGAUAAUUUGACAACGUAUAAGGAACUGUGUUCUUUGGCAUCAGAUCUGAACAAACCUGAUCUGAUUUACCAGUUUAUGCAUUUGGCAAACCAUAACGCCAUUUGGAAUUCUAAGAAAGGAGCAGCUUUUGGCUUCUCAAGCAUCGCUGAACAUUGCAGCGAAGCCUUGCAACCACAUCUGGCUGAAAUUAUUCCCAAGCUCUACAGAUAUCAGUAUGAUCCGACGCCAAACAUCCAAGCUUCCAUGCAGAAUAUUUGGAGGGUUCUCGUUCCUGAACCAUCAAAAAUUAUUGACCUGUAUUACGACCAGAUUUUGGCCGAUAUUCUGGAAAACUUGAAUUCACAACAGUAUAGGGUAAGACAAAGUUGUUGUUUGGCCUUACAGGACUUCCUUAAAGGUUCCAACAAUCGUUCGAUACACGACGCUAUUAAUUCCAUGGAUGAAUUGUGGAGGAAGUUGUUCAGGGUGAUGGAUGACCAUCACGAAGCAACUAGACAAACCGCAACCAGAACCACUAGAGUUUUAAGCAAGCUGUGUAUUAGAGGCUGUGAUAUUGGACAGGGUAAAGCAGGUGUUAAAAUGGUUGAGGCUAUUUUGCCUCCACUCUUAAACAACGGCAUAACCAACACAGUAGCAGAAAUCCGGGCAAUAAGUUUACAGACUGUGUCGGAGCUAGUGAUGUCCGCUGGGAAGCAACUAAAACCAUUCCUCCCCAAACUCAUUCCGGCUUUGCUUCAAGCUGCCGGUGAAACCGAAUCAACGAAGUUAUCCUACUUGAGUACGAUGCUGGGAGGUCAAACCCAAGCCCAGGAAAUGGUGGACAGUGCACGUGCCUCCAUGGCCAAGUCGCACUUCACCACCGAAACGGUGGCGAAAAGUCUGCAGUUCGCGGAUGCCUCCAUUCUCGAGGCACUUGUGCCCAAACUCGUGGAACUCCUGAAGAGCUCCGUCGGUUUGGGAACGCGAGUCGCCACCUGCCACUUUAUUAAUCUGCUGGUCAUCCAAAUGGGUCGCGACAUGCAACCCUAUACCGGCAAACUGCUGGCGGUUUGCGUUAACGGUUUGACCGACAGGAACGCGGAGGUCCGGAAGCAGUUCGCUAAUUCCAUCGGUUACCUAGUGGCCUCCGCUAAAGACUCCAGCUUGGAGAAACUGUUCGACAAGCUCAAGCUGUGGUAUUUCGAACGCGAAGACGACUCGAUCAGGUCUGCGCUGGCCUACACGAUCCAAUCCAUCGGCAUCCACAAUCAGGAGAUCCUCAAGACCUACUCGGAUGUGGUGUUGCCGUUGGUGUUCUUCGCCAUGCACGCGGACAAGUCGCCCGAGACGCAGACCACGUUGGACGUGUGGACGGAGAUUUGGUCGGAACAGAGUCCCGGAACUGAAACUGGGAUCCGCCAGAACAUCGAAAAUAUAUGCGAGAUGCUCAAGUCUGCUUUGGAGUCGCCGUCUUGGACCAUGAAAGCGCAGGCUGCUAAUUCGGUCUCAACUGUGGCGAGUAAACUAGGCACAACUAUGGACGCCAAACACAGGAACGCUUUGAUUAAUAUUUUGCUGAUCGGGUUGCAAGGCAGGACUUGGAACGGAAAGGAUAAGCUUCUAAAGGCUUUGGCCAGUAUCUGCUCCAAUUGCAAAGACGCAAUUAAAGAAGAUUCGGAAAUAAACACAGACGCAAUCGUUGAAGCGCUGUUAAAGGAAAGUAGAAAGGAAGAGUUGGUUUAUAAGAAUUCAGCUUUGCAGGCUUUAGCUGAUGUGAUAUCAUCAUUAGAGGUGGACAGAUUUGAUGAGGUUUAUGAAAUAGUUCAAGGUGUUAUUGGAGGCAAAGGCACAAAAGAUGAAGAUGAGGAUAUAUCUUCAGAAGAAGUAUCUAAACAGAGAGAGAACGUUAUUAAGAUCAAUGAGGCUGCUUAUGAAACGUUGGGCAAAACUUGGCCUGUAAACAGUAAAGUUACUCAAGAAAAAUACAGAGAAAUGUUCGUAGAGCAUAGCGUUAAAUGUCUGCCUACGAUUACUAGAUCUGUGCAAGUUAGUGUAAUGUCUGCCCUUUACAACUUCGUAGACAAGUUAAUUUUGUUAAAUGAAACAGAUUUGAACCAGCAGGAUAAAGAGAGUCUUAGCAGGAUCGUCGACAAUAUAAUAAAAGCUAUUGAAUAUUCAUUGGGCAUUUCCAAGCACACGAGACUGAGGAAAGAAUCGUUAAAUGUUGUGUUCUGUAUUGGCCAAAAAUUGGAGAAGAACAAUCAGCAGGAGUUUAAAAAAUUGUGCGACAUGUUGAACGGUCUUUUGCCCGAACUGGCGAAGGAUACUCAACCUGAAAUAAAAUCCAGACUUAUUGAUAUCAAAAAAUUAUUAAUAAACUAAAAAAUGUUUUGUUUAAUUUAAGAUCAAUGCAUUACAUUUAAGCUUAAUUUUCUUUAAUUCACAUAUUUAUAAUGUUGAUUUAAUUAUGAACAGGACAUUUUUGUAACAAUUUUAUAUUGUUUUAAGACUUAAUUGUUUUAAUAAACUUAUUAAAACUC
Messenger RNA from Aethina tumida (small hive beetle), 5654 nucleotides. Its product is annotated as proteasome adapter and scaffold protein ECM29. The record is from RefSeq and is a predicted model, not a curated record. The transcript is spliced from 16 exons. Gene Ontology annotation, molecular function: molecular adaptor activity. Gene Ontology annotation, biological process: proteasome assembly. Lineage: Eukaryota; Metazoa; Arthropoda; Insecta; Coleoptera; Nitidulidae. Gene Ontology annotation, cellular component: cytoplasm; nucleus. Bases 43 to 5496 code for a protein of 1817 amino acids.